ACUUGGUCCACCCCCCACCCACACCAACUGGAAAAGAGAGCAAUGGCGACGACGGAUGCCGGAGGCGGCGACUUCGAGUUCUUGUUUCCCUUGCUGGAUCUUGGUGGCGGCAAGGCUAUACUGGGCAUUGUAGCCACCAAAACUCUCGCCUGCACAGCCGCCCAGUCGAGCAUUGCUGAUGUAGGCGACGCUGUGAUGACGGUGCAGCUAGAUUUGAACAGAAACUGCGAAGGCCUCAGCUUGUCGGCGUCAACCUCAAAGCAGUCAGAAGGCAAAAACGAUCCUCAAGCCCCUGGCUGGAGAAAGAGGGUGUACCAAAAAGAAGUAACACAUGGUCUUGCCGAUGUAGAUGCCCAUCAAUGAUAAGGUUGCUACACUCAAAGGACAACGGGUGGUACAUCAACGAGCACAGGACACUCCACAAUCACUCUCUGACAGAUAAGUGUGGACAGAAAAUAUACUGCCCCUCGCAUAGACAUAUCGACAUUUACACACGAGAUGUUAUCAAGCAGUUGCGUGAAAAUAAUAUUAGCAUUGGCAAAGUGUACAACAUAAUUGGCAGUUUCUUUGGCUCCAUGAGCAGUGUGCCUUUCCGCAAGAGAGCUUUGAGGGGGCUUUGUGGAGAGAUUAGCCGAGAUCAGGCAGACGAUGACGUUAGAAAGUUUUUGCUGAGUUGGGAUCCAAAGAUUCUGGGUUGUAUACAGAGUACAACGGGAUGCGGACAGCCGCAUACGAAAUCUGCUAUGGUCGACAGGCGCAAGCAGGACACAAUACCAUUACCUUGGAGAUGCAAUAACUUUUGAUACAACAUACCGUACAAACAUGUAUGAUACGCCAUUCGGUCUGUUCGUCGGAGUCAACAAUCAUUUCCAGAGAGUCAUAUUUGGAGGAGUUUUAGUGAGUGAUGAGACAGUGGAAACAUUUGAAUGGAUGUUCACUGAGUUUGUCCGCAUGAUGGGUGGCAAGCAUCCACAAAUCUUGCUAACAAGUGUGCCUGAGUACAAAUUUAUAUUUUGAAAUUCUUCAUUUGGUUUUCUAGCUUGCUUUCUCACAAUACAUCGCUCGGUAGUAUAAUUUACCAGUGAACCACAUCCAUGAAAGUAUAGUAUCUUUGUUUUCUUUCUUCUUGAUUCUCAUUGGUUCUGUGUGCAGCAAGAAACACAAGGUUAUUGUCGCUUGAGCACAGCUAACAAUAUAAAAACACUUGUGAAAUGUUGUUGUGUAGGUCCUUGAUGUCCUUGGAAUGGAUCAGAUACCAGCAAGCACAUUCUCAAACGCUGGACAAAGGAUGCAAGGGAUGUGUUGCCAGAACAUCUGGCACACCUUCAGAAAUAUAAGAUUAGUCUCAACUCAAUAACAUUCAGACCCUCGAAUCUAUACACUCAUGCCCUUGAAGUUGUCCGGCUUGGUGAUGCCAACACAUCGACAUAUGAAUGUGCAAUGGAUAUACUGAAGAGAGCAAUGGAUACACUGACGUCCAUGGCCAGCGUGCGUGACGGGAUGGGGCUUGAAGACAGAAUGCAUUCAGAUAAGGGGAAAGAAAAAGAGCCGAUUCCAGCACAUCCAGCAGAAAGUCACAGAGAGAGUGAUGCCGAAGGUAGUGCAGUUGGGAA
Triticum aestivum (bread wheat) is the source of this 1613-nucleotide messenger RNA. RefSeq lists its product as uncharacterized. The record is from RefSeq and is a predicted model, not a curated record. NCBI's taxonomy places the organism in Eukaryota, Viridiplantae, Streptophyta, Magnoliopsida, Poales, Poaceae. Bases 43 to 363 code for a protein of 106 amino acids. The transcript has 3 exons.